Pyricularia oryzae 70-15 is the source of this 669-nucleotide messenger RNA. RefSeq lists its product as uncharacterized. NCBI's taxonomy places the organism in Eukaryota, Fungi, Ascomycota, Sordariomycetes, Magnaporthales, Pyriculariaceae. The record is from RefSeq and is a predicted model, not a curated record. The transcript has 2 exons. Bases 1 to 669 code for a protein of 222 amino acids.
AUGCGUUCCAUCUUAUACCUUGUCACUGGCGCCCUCGGCAUGGUCACGUUUGCGCAUGCUCUUCCAGCCUUAUUUUUUACCUCCACCAACACCCUCGAUAUUACGGGGCGUAGUGUUGGUCCUUUUGAGCCCGGCAGGAACAGCGUCAACGGUGAAACCAAUUACCAAAAUCACCAAAUCCUCCAGAAGCGCGUUAAGCCGCACAAGGUUAGCAUUACAAAUAAUGCUGGCGCCUCCGGAAGCAGAGGUGGCGGUCUCCCCUCAGACACAGUCGAUACCUGGAUUGAAGCGGCUCAGAUCGCCCUAGCCUCCAUUAGCUGCAACCAGGGCACAAUUACCAACGGUCCGCAUAGUGGCGAAGAUUCUAGCAGCUCGGACCCAAAGGAGCAUAUUACGGUGCAGCCUCAUAAUGGCGGCCCUAAGAUGCACGUUCGAAUUCUGCUCCCUCCACCUCCUCCCCGCUUACCCGUGGCAAGGAUAACCCGGCUGGCUAUCGACAACAACCACCCGCCUGUGCCGUCGAGCCCACACUUGUUGGGAACUUCGUCUCCAUGGCUACAAACGACCGACAGCUCCGCUGUUUGGACACAGGCCCCUCUCGAUAAAAAGCCGUCAACUGCCGUCAGACGAAUCCCCCGUGCGCCUGAAGGCACGGGGUCGCGUCAGUGA